Messenger RNA from Oryzias melastigma (Indian medaka), 2776 nucleotides. RefSeq names its product CCR4-NOT transcription complex, subunit 2 (gene cnot2). Gene Ontology annotation, biological process: regulation of stem cell population maintenance; nuclear-transcribed mRNA poly(A) tail shortening; regulation of DNA-templated transcription. The coding region runs from base 192 to 1760 and encodes 522 amino acids. The transcript is spliced from 15 exons. The record is from RefSeq and is a predicted model, not a curated record. NCBI's taxonomy places the organism in Eukaryota, Metazoa, Chordata, Actinopteri, Beloniformes, Adrianichthyidae. Gene Ontology annotation, cellular component: P-body; CCR4-NOT core complex.
GAGACUGGCCUACCCCCCCGUGAGCCGGCAGCGGCAGAUUAGCGCGCAGCUGCCCGUAAAUGAGCGUACAAACUGAACGAGAAAUGGGUCAUCAGAGUGGAUGUUUGUGAGCAGAAAAGCUCCGUGCAGCCUCCAGGUUCUCUGGUACUUUGCUGCGGAGUUAACGCGGUUUGUUUUCGGGUGACGAAGGCAUGUUUGGAGCUAGAAAAAAAUUUUCGGAGUUCCCCGAAAUAGUCGACAAUGACUUUUCCGAUGACAGCAUGUACUACAGCCAGCCGUCGAUGUUCCCACAUCGGUCGGACAAAGACAUGCUGUCUUCUCCUUCGCCAUCGUCGUCAAGCCAGCUGUCGCAGCUCGGCGCCAGUUUGUACGGUCCACAAAGUGCGAUUGGCUUCUCGGUCAGAGGCAUGGGGAACAGCACGCCACAGCUGAACCGAAACCUCACGCAAGGCACGCAGCUACCAAGUCAUAUCACGCCAACGACCGGCGUCCCCAGCAUGUCCCUGCACACCCCCCCGUCACCGAGCAGGGGGACGUUACCCAUCAACUCCAGAAACCUGCUGAACCACUCCCAGGUGGGUCAGGCCAUCGGCAUCGGCACCAGGACCAACAGCAUGAGCAGCUCGGGGCUGGGCAGCCCCAAUCGCAGCUCCCCCAGCAUCAUCUGCAUGCCCAAGCAGCAGCCGGCACGCCAGCCCUUCACCAUCAACAGCAUGUCGGGAUUCGGAAUGAACCGGAACCAGGCGUACGGCAUGAACCACUCACUAUCCAGCAACAUCUUCAACGGCACAGAUGGGGAGAAUCUAUCGGGACUGGAUCUGUCGGAUUUCCCUGCGUUAGCGGACCGGAGUCGGAGGGAAGGGACCGGGAAUCCCACGCCGGUGCUGAACCCGCUGGCCGGACGGGCUCCUUACGUUGGCAUGGUAACAAAGCCGUCAACGGAACAGACACAGGAUUUCUCCAUCCAUAACGAAGACUUCCCUGCACUGCCCGGGCCAAACUUUAAGGACCCCUCAUUGAACAAUGAUGAGAGUAAAAGUAACCUGAACUCCACCAGUAAGAGCGCGUCCAGCACCGACGGGCCCAAGUUCCCCGGAGACAAAACGGCGUCAGCGCAGAACAACAACCUGAAGAAAGGGAUCCAGGUGUUGCCCGACGGCCGGGUGACCAACAUUCCUGCAGGCAUGGUGACGGACCAGUUCGGCAUGAUCGGUCUGCUGACGUUCAUCCGGGCUGCAGAGACGGAUCCGGGGAUGGUCCAUCUGGCGCUUGGCAGUGACCUCACAACCCUGGGACUCAAUUUAAACUCCCCAGAAAACUUGUAUCCCAAAUUUGCCUCUCCGUGGGCCUCGGCGCCGUGCCGACCUCAGGAUAUCGACUUCCACGUCCCCUCAGAGUACUUGACUAACAUCCACAUACGGGAUAAGCUGGCCUCCAUUAAGUUGGCUCGAUAUGGAGAGGACCUGCUCUUCUACCUGUACUACAUGAACGGCGGCGAUCUGCUUCAGAUUCUGGCUGCAGUGGAGCUCUUUAACCGGGACUGGCGGUACCACAAAGAGGAGCGAGUCUGGAUCACGAGGGCGCCCGGCAUGGAGCCCACGCUCAAGACCAACGCCUACGAGCGUGGCACCUACUACUUCUUCGACUGUCUGAACUGGAGGAAAGUGGCGAAGGAGUUCCAUCUGGAGUACGACAAGCUGGAGGAGAGGCCUCACGUGCCCACCACCUUCAACUACAAUCCAGCCCAGCAGGCCUUCUGAGGCCCAGCCGGAGGACACGCCGCGUCCAGCGGGGGCGCCGCCGGCGGCUUUUUAUUCCUCCAGGGGUCACCACUGAAACUGUCCUGCCUUUCUGAAUGAACAUGCUGCCCAAAAACAUCCACACGUGUUCCGUUUUUAAUCCUUCUGUUCCCGUCUUUUUGUCUCGUUUCGCCCGGGCUCCGUGUUAUGUUUACGUCUGCCAAUCCGUGUCCUCCUGGAGGGGGCGGGGUUACGGUGCGGGACAGAACAAAGGCGUCGCCUCACAUUUACAGCAGUGUUAGGAUGCAGCUGCGGUAACGUCCUGGGAUGCAGGAGGCCGGCCUGCUCUGGAUUCAGUCAUUAAACCACCACGUUCGUUUGUUUGCUUUCUGUCUCUGCUCUCCACACUCCUCUGCUUUCAAGCCCCGCCCCUCGCGUGUCCUCAGCUGGUCCCAGCAGCUUCCUCUCCGUUUCUGCAGCGGAAAAACAUGGACACAAAUCCGGGAAAGGACUCUGAGGAGGAUCCUCGCCGGCUGAGAGCCACGUCAAACACUUUUCAGUCUUUGUUACGAUUUUGUAAGAACUGUGUACAUUUUGUUCCUUUUAUCACAAAUUAGUAUAUGUAUGUAUGUGUACAUAUGAUUGCUAUAUAUAUGUAUGAAUAUAUAUAUAUAUAUAUAUAUGACAUUAUUUUGGAAGAAAUGCAGAUUUUUGACCUUGUUCCUCCUUUUUUAUGAAGUGAGCAUGGAAGAAAUGUGAUUGUAACUGAUCUUGUUCUCUGGGGCAAACGGGGCACUUUAAUCACAAGGAUUAUGGAUGAAACAGCAUAAAAGCCCCGCCUCCUGGAGACCCCGGGGGCGGCCGUGGGGAUGGAGCCAGAGUUUAGCGAUCCAAAGUACAGGAGAGGACGUGUUUAACUUCAGGCUGUCAACAGCAAUAUUCCAUACGAACAGGAAGCAGCGAGAAACUCCCAGCAUUCCGUGUUUUUUGGAAGUUAAAUCCUCCUUUUCUUUGUAUUAAAGCAGAAGCUUUCCUGA